Molecule: messenger RNA, 564 nt
Organism: Rotaria sordida
Lineage: Eukaryota; Metazoa; Rotifera; Eurotatoria; Philodinida; Philodinidae
Source: the annotation of a GenBank genome assembly
AUGAAACAAAAUGUCCAAUGUUUAUCUUGGGAAAAAUCUGAGCAUUUACAAAUCAUCGAAUUACAUCGACAUGAUCUCGAUCAAAUUCUUUCUCAAGGUCGUCGUCAAUUAUCCAGUCAAUGUGAUGGAGAAACUUCAUUAAAAAUUAAUGAAAUAAGACAUCGUAUUCAACAACAAUGGACAAAUGUUGAACAACGGAGACAAUUUAAUAGUUCAUAUGUUCAUUUACUUGAUCGACGACUUGAUGAACUUGAAGGUCGAUGGUAUAGAAUUCAAAGAGAAAUAUUUACAUCAGAUAUUGAAUCACUUUUUGACAAAACAAAUGAUUUUCAACAACGUCUUCAACAACUUGAUAAUGAAAUAACAAGAUUAUAUGAACGAGCUCAAAAAUUAGGCAAUCAUUUACCUCCUAUAGUUCCUAAAAAAAUUAAUACACAAUAUUCUGUUAUUAAAAAUCAAUAUUUAGAAUUAUAUUAUUUAAAUGAAUUAAUAGAAAUAAUUAAUCAAAUUCAAAUUGAUUAUAAAUCUCAACAAUUAACUGAUGAAAAUGAAAUAAAUAAUUAA